AUGAGUUCCAGCCCAGAAGGCCUGCAGGGUGGCUGUACAGCAAGAUGAGGGCAGUUUGGAGCCCUGCCUAAGAGGAAGGACGGGGCCACAGCAGAUUGGAUGAUCUUCGUCUCCCACCCCCAUCCCCUCAGCUGUGUCCCCACAGACCUGGGUCUCCUGCUGCCCAUCAUGGCCAAAAGUGGAGAGGCUCUACCACAGGGCAGCCUAGCGCCAGCCCAGGAUUCCCAGCUCAUCCGGGUGACAGUGAAGACACCCAAGGACAAGGAGGAUUUCUCAGUUGUAGACACAUGCACCAUCCGGCAGCUAAAGGAAAAAAUAUCACACCGCUUUAAGGCACAUCCAAAUCAGCUGGUCCUGAUCUUUGCUGGAAAAAUCCUCAAGGACCCUGACUCAUUGGCACAGUGUGGAGUGCGGGAUGGCCUCACAGUCCACCUGGUCAUCAAGAUGCAGCGUCGGACCAUAGGCACUGAGUGCCCAGCACCACCAGUCUCUACUCCAGGCCCAAAUCCUGGAGAAAUUCCUCAGUCAAGUUCUGUUUAUUCUGUGGAUGGGUCUCCUUCUUUCAGCUUAGGGGUCCUCACAGGCCUCAGUGGGUUAGGUCUGACCUCAGGUAGCUUCUCUGACCAGCCAGGCUCACUAAUGUGGCAGCACAUCUCAGUGCCUGAACUUGUGGCUCAGCUCGUUGAUGACCCCUUCAUCCAGGGUCUGCUGUCCAACACGGGCCUAGUGCGCCAGUUGGUUCUUGACAAUCCUCACAUGCAGCAACUGAUCCAGCAGAACCCUGAGAUUGGUCAUAUUCUUAACAACCCUGAGAUCAUGCGGCAGACAAUGGAGUUUCUACGUAACCCUUCCAUGAUGCAGGAGAUGAUGCGUAGCCAGGAUCGUGCACUCAGUAAUCUGGAGAGCAUCCCUGGUGGUUACAAUGUGCUCCGUACUAUGUACACAGAUAUUAUGGAUCCCAUGCUUAAUGCAGUACAGGAACAAUUUGGUGGCAAUCCUUUUGUCACUGCUACUACUGCUAGUACCACCACCACCAGCAGCCAACCAUCAAGGACAGAGAAUUGUGACCCUCUGCCCAACCCCUGGACUUCCACAUAUGGGGUCUCAGGUGGAAGACAAGGAAGAGGUAGCAGACAGUCUGGGGACCAGGAUGCAUCUGAGAAUAGAAAUAAGCUUCCAAGCUUUCUGGGUAACAUAGGACUCUUUGAUUAUCUUCAACAGUUACAUGAGACUUCUCAGUCCCUGGGAUCUUAUCUUCAGGGUACUGUGCCAACUUCAAAUCCAAGCCAGGAAUCACCACUUUCAGGAAACAGAGUUCCUCCAACUUUACCGUCAUCUCCUAAACCUGGGUCAGGCCAAUCUCUGCCCAAAGAGUCAGUAGCAAUCAAGGGAAAGUCAUCAUGCCCAGCUUUCUUGAGACACUCAACUGAGAACAGUACCGGACAAGGUGGAAGCCUACAUGAUGCAGGGAAGGGCUCUACCGGCCCAAGUACUAGCUUGCCCAAUCUUACCUCUCAGAUAGGAGAUUCUGCCAACAGAUCCUUGUUUGUUUCUACACCAUCUUCCCUUAUGUCAGCUACUCCUGGAGUCCCAGAAUCUCCCUGGCUUCCUCCAACAGGUUACUUAAGAUCUCUGAGAUCAGCGGGCACAAAUCAAGUCCCUCGAAUCCAGAAUGAGAUACAUCAACAGCUACCACUACUGUUGCACCUUCAGACAGCCAUGGCAAAUCCCCGUGUCAUGCAAGCCUUGCUGCAGAUUGAGCAGGGUCUGCAGAUUCUGGCUACUGAAGCACCCCGCCUUCUGCUCUGGUUCAUGCCCUGCCUAACAGGGUUGAGUGGAGUAACAGGAGGUACAGAAGCUAGAGAAGGUGUUGUUAUGUCUGAGGAUCCCCGACCAACCCCAGCUCCUCAGAUUUCUCUAGCACAAGGUUCUUCAGAGCUAGGUUUCCACUCCUCCCACUUCCUCCAGGUGUUGCAAGCCUUAGCUAGUACCAAUCCCCAGCAGCUACAACUGGAGGCUCACUUCCGGGUACAACUGGAGCAACUGCGGGCUAUGGGCUUUCUGAAUCUUGAAGCCAAUCUCCAGGCCCUCAUUGCUACAGGGGGUGAUGUAGAUGCUGCUGUGGAGAAACUGAGGAAGUCUUAGGAGCUCUAGUUAUUUGGACCAUAUCUUUUCCUUUCUGCCUUUCCCCCAUGUCUUAUUACCCUAGUUCUCCUAUUCUUGAAUACAGCUGUACUAUAAACCAAAUUACUAUGAUGUUCUUUACUGUGGAGACAAUGUUCUGGAGUCAAUAAGGAAGAUGAGAAGCCAGAAAUAGGGUGGGGAUGCUGUGUAAUCCAACUGUGCUUGACACUUUUUUACCUGGGGCCCUUGAAUGAGUUCUGUACCUAUCUUGAGAUGCAAUUACAUCCAGUCUUUAGUGCC
Mus caroli (Ryukyu mouse) is the source of this 2424-nucleotide messenger RNA. RefSeq names its product ubiquilin 3 (gene Ubqln3). The record is from RefSeq and is a predicted model, not a curated record. Gene Ontology annotation, molecular function: polyubiquitin modification-dependent protein binding. Gene Ontology annotation, cellular component: cytosol. NCBI's taxonomy places the organism in Eukaryota, Metazoa, Chordata, Mammalia, Rodentia, Muridae. Gene Ontology annotation, biological process: ubiquitin-dependent protein catabolic process.